Messenger RNA from Fusarium falciforme, 969 nucleotides. RefSeq lists its product as hypothetical. The coding region runs from base 1 to 969 and encodes 322 amino acids. Lineage: Eukaryota; Fungi; Ascomycota; Sordariomycetes; Hypocreales; Nectriaceae. The transcript has 5 exons. The record is from RefSeq and is a predicted model, not a curated record. Gene Ontology annotation, molecular function: metallopeptidase activity.
AUGCGUACACCUCAACUUGCCUGGCUUCUGGCCGGCUUCCUAACCUUCCUGGGCCAGGUCCGGGCUCAAGACUUUACAGUUGACGGCUGGACGUUUGACGGGAGCUGCAGAGCACACCAGGACUAUAUAACAACAGGCUCCGAAGACGCCUUGAAAAUGGUGACAAAGGCACAGUCAGAUCUCAACCUGGUCUUGCCUCGCUUUGAAAAGAAGAGCAACCCGCGGUGGACGGCCCAGCACCAGAUAUUCGAUGUCAUGGCCCUAGAACUACAAGGCCCAGGAGUAACACUCCAGUUCGGCAACCAUGUGCCCCUCAUUAUAUGCAAGGACGACGCCUGGACUUGGGUAGGCGCCGAUGACCUAGACCCUGAAACUCCUAACCUUGACUCUUCCGAUUACGACGAAGAAACCAGAGUGAAACUCAAGGAGGACUUCAAAAUGAAGAACCGACACCUGGAAGAGUUUGCACAAGGCUAUUCGGGAGGGUGGUACUACAGGCAACGCAUGGAUUGGAGGAAGAAGGCUGCCCAGAACCCCCCAGGUCAGCCCUUCAAUUUCCAGUCCAAGUCCAUAAACGCUGGUUCUCCGGUUGGCGCCCAGAUCCCAAGAGACGAGACCAAGAUAGGAUCCUUCGACGCUAGCGUUUCCAACACUUUCGUGCACGAGUUUACCCACUGGUAUGGCUCCGCAAAUAGUGGACAUGGGACUGAAAGGACAGUAACCCUUAUUGACCAACAGAGUCUCAACAAAGACGGAAAGUGGGUGUAUAAGAACAAGGACGGCCAGAGCGUAUACAGGACUCGCAAGCACUCUGAGAAAACCCGAAAGAAGAAUGAGCUCAUUGAGGACGUGACUUAUGGAUACAAGGACGUCUAUAACAUAGCCAAGACACAUGACAACGGUAACGGUGGACCUGAAUAUGCUACAGAGACAGCCGAGGCAUAUGCCUUCUUUGCCAUGAUGUCGUAG